This is a messenger RNA of Sphaeroforma arctica JP610, 366 nucleotides long. RefSeq lists its product as hypothetical. The record is from RefSeq and is a predicted model, not a curated record. NCBI's taxonomy places the organism in Eukaryota, Ichthyosporea, Ichthyophonida. Bases 1 to 366 code for a protein of 121 amino acids. The transcript has a single exon.
AUGCCAUCUAUCCGCCAAAGUCGGCGUCAACAACAACUGGCACCAGAGACGCGGGAGCGUCAGGGUUUGGAGCCACGACGUACUAAACGCCAGGAAUCGAAGCAGGGUGAACCCCAAUAUGCUUCAAUCUCGCCACGUACUUCAGGGAUAUCGAGAACUCAGACGGAUGAAUUACAAUCGAACAAGGAGAUCCUACGACAGGAAUUCUUGACCCAUCAGCGGCAAACGAGUGUUCCACUCACACCGCCACAUGAGGGGCAAGCUAACGAGGUGACGCAAGCUCGAAGGCAGGAGACGAGACAGGCAGUAGACCGAGAAACGAAAUGCCCACUGAAAUGCCCAAAACAGCGCCGUCGACAGUCGUAA